This is a messenger RNA of Truncatella angustata, 1172 nucleotides long. RefSeq names its product WSC domain-containing protein. The transcript has a single exon. Gene Ontology annotation, cellular component: plasma membrane. NCBI's taxonomy places the organism in Eukaryota, Fungi, Ascomycota, Sordariomycetes, Amphisphaeriales, Sporocadaceae. The coding region runs from base 215 to 1099 and encodes 294 amino acids. The record is from RefSeq and is a predicted model, not a curated record.
CUGCAGAAUUAGCGACUUCCUUGACGAUUCAAUGACCACAAUCUUUGAUAAUAGUCGCCACCAAAAGGUUCUAUAAGGCGGCAAAGAUGGCUUGGAAAUGCGCCUUCUUCUCAACAGAGUGUACACCUCUAAGAAAGCAUCAGGAGUUUCUGCUAUACUCCACGACCUCAUAGACCAACUUGUUAUCAUUCAAGGUUUAUCUUUGCGCUAAAGAAUGCGCUCCUUGCUUACUAUCAAGGCCGCCGUAGCCUUUUAUCUCGGUGGGUAUGGAGUACUCGCCGAAAAUUGGGAGGGUGUUCCUACCGUCGGCAAAACGGUGGACGGUACCAAAUACAUUGGAUGUCCGGUUGAGAUUCCUGGACGUGUUCUAACUGGACCUUCAUACUCCAACGAUUCCAUGACAAUUGAGUCAUGCGCAGCAUACUGUGUCAAAAACAAUCUACCGCUAUUUGGUGUUGAGUACGGCCGUGAAUGUUAUUGUGGCAGGUAUAUUCCUCCCAAUGUCAUCAUGCCAGGAAAACCUUCGGACUGCAAUAUGAACUGCAAGAAUAAUAAAGCAAGUUCUACUAAGCAGUUGUGUGGUGGCCCAAGCCGCAUGUCUGUUUUCAACAUGACGACGUUUAAUGCACCUGGUGCGCUCAAAACCAGCACAGAUUGGACUUACAAAAGCUGCUUCAUGGAGCCGCAAUGGGGCCGCGCCUUGUCAAAUCUCGUCAAGGCGGACGAUAGAUUGACCAUCAACAUGUGUCUUGAUGCCUGCAAGAGCGCCAACUACAAGUUUGCUGGUUUGGAGUAUGGUCGUGAGUGUUGGUGCGGCAAUACAAUGGCUGAUGGACUCGAGGAUGCCAGCGAUCCUGCUUGCGUCAUGCAGUGCGAUAUGGUUUGUGGUGGUAAUAGUUCUCAGAUAUGUGGUGGACGGGCUACCAUCAGCAUGUAUGCGCGUACCAAUUCGAAGCGGCACGUUACUCAUGAGGAUGAGGUCCAUGAGAAUCAUCAUACUCCAGCUAAGGAAUUCAUCGAAGUUGCUGCAAGAAAGGGUCGCUUCCUAAGGAUUCGCCGUCCUUCGGUUAGACGGCAACAGCUGAAUCAAGAGGAGUAGUGAUAGGAGUGGCAAUAAUGGUACAAUCCAGCACUUGCAUCAUCGCCAGGGAAUCAUGUAUUUCUCCUCUCCC